UCUCUACCUCUCACACAGACACAGUCAGUACUCUCAGAGUCUGUUUAAAUGUGGACGUCUCCCUCCCAGACGAACCUGCGCGGUGACUUUCUACCAGGCCACCAUGCUUCCCCGUACCUUAUCCUUCCUCCUGCUCUUCAUCUGCCUCUCCUCUGGGAUGUCUGCUUCUCUGGUCAGGAGGACAACCCGCGACGAGGACGACCCUCCUGCUGUUCCGACCACGUUCAGGGUUGCCCCCUCUGCUGCUGUAGGUGUUCCGUCGGAGGUUGAUACCGUGCGGGCAGGUGGCCCGGUCGUUGAUGAUACUCCUUCAGCUGAGGCUGAGGCAGAAGCCCUAGUGACAAAUGAGCCUGUUACAGAUGCCGCUGUAGCUGACGAGGUUGUAGCUGAAGAGCCGGUUGAGGACACCCCAGGUGCUGAUGCUCUGGUAGCAGAUGCCCCUGUAGACGCCUUUAUCAUAACAGAAGAAGAACAAGAGGCCCUGAUAACAGAAGCAAUGAUUAAAGAGUUGUCUGCCCGGGUGGAGAAGGAAGACCUCGCUGAAGAGACAGAGAUUCAAGACGCCAUCUUGAAAGAGUUGGCUGACGGGGAGACCCUUGGGAAGGCAGUGGAGGAGCCCAUUGAAGAGGCAGAUGCUCCAGGGGAGGAUCCAGCCAGCUCUGAGAUACUUGUCUUCGAAACCCAGGAAGAGGACUCUGGAUGGGGGUUGGCUUCCGUCAGAGAGAGCCUCCAGGCAGCCAACGGAUACUUUGACUCUCUUGUGGAACUGAUGGGGGGACGCAAUGGAGUGUGUCAAUACAAGUGCAAAUACGGUAAAACACCUGUGCAUCGCUAUGGUUACGUGACCCCAGAGCCCAACGGUUGCAGCUCCAACCUCCUAGGAUUCCAGUUUGACAUUGGCAUCCCAGCCAUGACUCAGUGCUGUAACCAGCUGGACAGUUGUUACGACACCUGUGGCUCCAACAAGUACCGCUGCGACUCCAAGUACCGCUGGUGUCUCCACGCUAUCUGCUCUGACCUGAAGAAAAGCUUGGGGUUCGUGUCAAAGGUCAAAGCCUGUGAGACCGUAGCAGAUGCUCUGUACAACACUGUGUGGACACUGGGCUGCAGAUCCUUCAUGAACAGCCAGAGGGAAGCAUGUUACUGUGAGGGAGAGGAGAGGGACGAGCUGUAGAGGACCAGGCUGGGACACAACACAACACUACUCAACACGAGAGAAAGCAGGGAGGAGAGGGACGAGCUAUAGAGGACCCCAGCUGGGACACAACACAACACUACUCAACACGAGAGAAAGCAGGGAGGAGAAGGGCGAGCUGUAGAGGACCAGGCCGGGACACAACACUACUCAACACGAGAGAAAGCAGGGAGGAGAAGGGCGAGCUGUAGAGGACCAGGCCGGGACACAACACUACUCAACACGAGAGAAAGCAGGGAGGAGAAGGACGAGCUAUAGAGGACCAGGCUUGGACACAACACAAUACUACUCAACACGAGAGAAAGCUGGGAGGAGAAGGGCGAGCUGUAGAGGACCAGGCUGGGACACAACACUACUCAACACGAGAGAGAGCAGGGAGGAGAAGGGCGAGCUAUAGAGGACAUGCAGGAAAAUAUCCUCUUGCGAGAAUCAUCAAUGGAAAGGAUGCUUGGAACUCAACAUGGAUUCAUACAGUGGGACUUCACACCGCACAAAUUAGAAUAUAACUUUAUUAUUAACUUAGAAAAUAGAACCAUUUUUCUAUUACCACAUGAAAACACGACAGAGGCUUUACUUCUUGAUGAGGAAAGCCCUAACAAGACUUUACCAAUGAGUUAAUAGUGGUUAUUAUGUAGAAUAAAAUACUAACCGUAUGUAGUGUUGUGUCACACUGUCUUCAUCUAACUUCUACCUAUUUCUUUUUCUAAAACUUGACAGCGGAUAUUUAUAUUUCAAAUAUAUUUUCAGGAAAAGACAAUGACUCCAUUAACAUAUUAUUGUGUUAUUAUUUUAUUAACAUACCUCAAACCAAAACAAAUCCUGAUAGAGAGAAGACCUUUCAGUCAAUAUCCCACAUAAGAAUACAAAUGUACCUGCUCAACGGGGCAAUUUGAUGUGCACUUUGUAUGCAAACAAGCCGACGUCCCAAACGGCAACCUAUUCACUACAAAGUGCACUACUUUUGACCACGGCCCAUGAGGCUCUGGUCGUAAGUAGUGCACUUUGUAGGGAAUAGGGUGUCAUUUGGGACGCAAACCCGAAAUAACCUAGUCUAACACAACACAAACACCAGUAAGUUUAAAUAAGUGUGCUAUGUUGCACUGUAUGUUAUCAUGUGUGUUGCUGUCCAUUGACUGAUGGGAAUAUCAGGCUUUUUUGUGUUACUUUUCUAUGAAUAAAUGAAUAACUAAUUAUACAA
Molecule: messenger RNA, 2393 nt
Organism: Oncorhynchus masou masou (cherry salmon)
Lineage: Eukaryota; Metazoa; Chordata; Actinopteri; Salmoniformes; Salmonidae
Gene: pla2g12b
Product: phospholipase A2, group XIIB
Exons: 4
Coding region: 104-1174 (356 amino acids)
Biological process (GO): lipid catabolic process; arachidonate secretion; phospholipid metabolic process
Cellular component (GO): extracellular region
Molecular function (GO): A2-type glycerophospholipase activity; calcium ion binding
Source: RefSeq, a predicted model, not a curated record